This is a messenger RNA of Amoebophrya sp. A120, 4083 nucleotides long. NCBI's taxonomy places the organism in Eukaryota, Dinophyceae, Syndiniales, Amoebophryaceae. The record is from the annotation of a GenBank genome assembly.
GGUUUUCUGAGGAAAGAGCCUCCGUUUUAUCUCACAAGCGCUUGUACUCUGGGCAAUCGCAAUUUUAGAUGGCAGUUCUCGCAUGUUUACUUACUUCCCGUAUGACGCUCCGAUAUUUGAGUACUUACGUAGGGUCUAAAGCGUCGGCGUCGCUACUGUCCGAGCAGCUGACUACAGGCUUCUAAAGAUAUAGAGGAUUUGGUCCAGCGACCGUGAGUUUGCUCCUUUGCGCUGGUGCGUGUUUGGUUCCGCUCCGCUACGCUACCAGAUUCUUCUACCGCGCACCACUAUUGGCGAGUUCGUCCCUGCGACUGUUGACGGUAGUGCCCGUCUAGAAGUGGCAGCAGCUUGGCAGCAAACGGUAGAGUAGCGACCGACUGUGCUCCAGGUGCCCCGCGACUGCUCUACAUAGGCACUGAACCACUUCGACAAAGUAAAAAAGUUGAGAUUGACUUAAGACCCGAGUUGAGAUCGAGUCGAAAUUUGCAUGAUCUGGGCAUUCAUUAGCAGCGACGCUUCUAGUGCCCAAAAUUUCCAGAACAAGCGUCCGCGCGUGUAGGUGGAUAGGAUAGCUGUGCAAGGUGCUUUUGUGCGUCCCCACGACCGUUGCUUCUGUCCAAAGCAUGAGGAUGAGCUCCCUCGUGCUCGACCGGGUGGGCAGUAAAUCUGGAUCUUGCAUAUUCAGGGCGAGCUUUUUUUCAGGUGAAAAAAGCUGCAAUGUUUCCACUCCGUCGAGAUCGAAUCGAGAGUAAGUUGAGACCGAGUGGGCACGGACAAAGUAAAAGUUGAGACCGAGUUGCGAUCGCGCUCGCUGGAAUCGAGUUGCGACCGACCGAGUUGAGAUCGACUUGAGAUCGACUUGAGAUCGAGUUGAGAUCGAGCCAUCCUCGAGUUGAGAUUUUCACUCUUUUUUCACUGAAAAAAGGAACAAGCUUUUUUUCAGCUGAAAAAUCGCGCGGCGCUUUUUUUCAGCUGAAAAAUUGCACCUUUGCGCUUUUUUUCAGCUGAAAAAAAGCACAUUUGGGCUGACAAAAAAGUGAAAAUCUCAACUCGGUCUCAACUCGAUCUCAACUCGGUCUCAACUCGGUCUCGAUUCGGUCUCAACUCGAUGCCAACUCGAUGUUGCCAACUCGAUGCCAACUCGAUGUCAGCUCGAUCUCAACUACAUCCCAACUCGGUUCCAGCUUGCUCUCCGCUCGAUCUUGGUUCAAUCUCGAUGUGUUGCUCAUCAUCUUCGCACUUCUCGAGUCUCGCCGGGGCUGGAAGUUGAGCCAUGAAUUCGCGCUCGAACAAAGCGUCUUGGCGGUUUUUUUCAGCUGAAAAAGUGCGCCUUUUUCCUUUGCGCGCUUUUCAGCUGCAAAAAGCACAACUGGGGCGCUCGUUCUAGCAGGACCAGGAGUAACUCUGAACAUUUAUACGAACGCCCGCGACACAUUUAGCCACAACGCCGGCACUGUUUGAACUCGAUCUCAACUGGGUCACUGGGCAAUUUCCCGAAAAAGUCUUUGUCGAUGUGGUUCAGUGCCAAUUUACAUCGAUCCAACUGUGCUCCAGGUGCCCCGCGACUGCUCUACAUCGAUCCCUGUUCCGUGGGAAGCAGAGAAGAUCGUGGACACGAAAUUGCGAGGUAGCGUCUCGUGCGAACAUACGCAGUAGAAGUUCAACUUCCACUACGGUGCAGGCUCCAGCUCCAGGCCGUAAAAAAGAUGAACAACUUGACGCACAGUGCUAUCAUCAAGGACAAGCUGGCCAAUCUUGGCCACAAAAUCGUCCACAAAAUCGACCAUGCGGUGAGUGCUUCUUUCUUUUAGGUGGUAGGGCAGCUGACCCUGACGUUAACGGCUGCUGUUUCUUCGGUUGCUGCGAGCCAGGACACAACGGAUUACAUUAGAAAUACUCAUAAAAAAGUAACCCUACAGGGGAUAUUAAUUGUAACAAAUCUCGUUCAACAGGUCUCAAAGAUGGUUGAAGAACAGCACCCGACCCUGGAGAACCCGGUAAAGUUUAAGGUUUGUCACCGUGGGGGUGCGCUCGUGCGGGAAGGUUACGACACCACCACUGCGCAGGUCCACCAGCUCAACUACGCUGAAACGGUCACCAUCGUGGAGGUGGUUGGUCGCAGGGCACGAAUGGUAAGUACUUAAGUGUGCCAAAACAUCAUCGUCGUAUCCCUGAAAUUAUUCCGCGUCGGAGCGUGCUGUUUGAUUGUAGGCGUUGUAAUGUAGCCUUAUACUAGUACUAGCGGACCGCUAGUACUAGAUAUGAUAGAGAAGUCUUCACCGCUAGUAGCGGUGGAGACUUCUACAUGGCAGAUGUCUAGAUAUGAUAAUAUCCUGUAAUCUCGCAGAUCCAACCUGUGUACGGAUGGGUGUCUCUGCGGACGAAGGACGGCGUGAAGAUCCUGGAGCAGAAACCCUUUCAGGGCAAGGUCAACGUGCGUGGGGACAAGGGCUUUGAAAAGGCGUUUGACGAGCGGUUUCAGAAGGUGAAAUCCGCGCAAAUGGAGCACGAGUACGAGCGAAAGAAACAACUCGAAGAACGAGAAGAGGAACUGGAAAAUGCCAAGUAUGUAAAGAAGAGAUUUUUCAACUACAGAAAUACUAUUUUACUACGCGUAGCAGCUUCACGGAGGUUCUAUUCUUCAACGUGUUUUCUGACAACAACAAUGUUAGCCCUUCCACGGCAGCACAACGAAGACCUUUGCUCGUCGGAAUCCUGCGCGUAAUAAUUCAUCGAUGUGCAGCUGCAUGUGCUUCUCAAUAAAUUCAUCAGGGCGUCACCGGCGAACGGGACAUUGUUGGAAGCCGAGCCGGGGAACAUCAAUGGAGGGUUUGCAAAUUUUGCUGGAACAUCAAACGCAGACACGACAGAGGACCUUCUCGACAUGAGUCCUGGAAAGGGAAAGGUGUCUUUGCUUGAAGCACCGAAAGUAUCCAGUUCCGCGCCGAUUCCACGUCUCGGCGCACCGAGCAACGCGCCUGUCAUGGCGCCGGUCAGAAAAAAGCCCUCCGACGAGGACUUUGGCAACUUCGGCUCGCAGCAUGCUAGCAGCUCCUCGAAAAGGUUUUAGUGCAGCCAGUCUUUUUCUUGCCUCAAGAUGAAACUUGUUGAGCGGAUUCAUUGUUUGAAAAAGAUGUUUGACAUGAUGUACAUGGUAUCAAGUCCGUGAUAUGAACUGUCUACAGAUCUUUUGGUGGUGGUGGAGGCGAGAUCGACCUUCUCGGCGGUGACGCGGUUCCUGCUUCCGCUCCCGCACCCAGCAAUGACUUCUUCGGCGACGCGGAUUUCUUUUCCAGUGGCGGCAAAUCUCAGGCUGCUAGCUCGAGUGCCGGCGGUGGAAUAGAUCUCCUCUCAGGUGGGUUUAGCUGUGAAGUUUGCUUCUCUACUUCGUGAGCCUCAAAUUUAUACUUGAACAUGCAAAAAUGGUUUAGCAGCUCGAAAGCAAUUUACAAGAGGAACAAACAGCGGCUUAAGUGAGGAUCUCAAACAUGUAUAGUAUCACUCAAGCAUCUGGAACAACAAAUGUGUUGCAUAAUCUAUCACUGAAAUGAUGAAUAUCGAGUUCUCUCGUACUACCUCUCAUCACAAAAAGGUGGUGGACCGCCUGCGUCAGGCUCGGCGGGCGGAGAAGAUCUCCUUGGAGGCAACGAUGGCUUUGCUACCGGCAGCGUUGGUUUUGACGCGGAUUUCGGAGCGUUUGGUGGGGCUCCGUCCGCGCCCUCCGCCCCGACGGCAGAAUUUUUUUCUGCGGGCGGAAACGACUUGUUGGGCGGCUUCCCCGCGGCGGUCCCCGCACAUCAGUCUGCCCCCCAUGCCACACCCGGGUUUUCCGGUUUCCAGCCGUUUGGUGCCUCGCAGGACCACGGAGCAACAGGCAACGACCUGCUUGGAGGGGGUGCCCUAGUACAACCUGGCGCAGGAGGUGCAGAUCUAUUUGCGAACGCGAACAAUGACGCUUUUCCAGCGAGCUUUCCACAGCCAAAGAUACCAACCAGCCCCCAGAUCAUUCUUACCGAUCGGGAGGCAGAAAAGCAGAAGGCCGAAAAUAAGCCGAAUGACAUUGACCUGGAUUUAUUUGGCUGA